AUGUUGGUGCGGCCACUGUGCUCUACUGCUGCCACAGUGCUCUACUGCUGCCACAGUGCUCUACUGCUGCCACAGUGCUCUACUGCUGCCACAGUGCUCUACUGCUGCCACAGUGCUCUACUGCCACAGUGCCACAGUGCUCUACUGCUGCCACGGUGCACUACUGCUGCCACAGUGCUCUACUGCUGCCACAGUGCUCUACUGCUGCCACAGUGCUCUACUGCUGCCACAGUGCUCUACUGCUGCCCCUCUACUGCUGCCAGUGCUCUACUGCUGCCAGAGUGCCACAGUGCUCUACUGCCACAGUGCCAGAGUGCUCUACUGCUGCCACAGUGCUCUACUGCUGCCACAGUGCUCUACUGCUGCCACAGUGCUCUACUGCUGCCACUGUGCCACAGUGCUACUGCUGCCACUGUGCUCUACUGCUGCCACAGUGCUCUACUGCUGCCACAGUGCUCUACUGCUGCCACAGUGCUCUACUGCUGCCACAGUACUCUACUGCUGCCACAGUGCUCUACUGCUGCCACGGUGCACUACUGCUGCCACAGUGCUCUACUGCUGCCACAGUGCUCUACUGUGCUCUACUGCUGCCACAGUGCUCUACUGCUGCCACAGUGCUCUACUGCUGCCCCAGUGCUCUACUGCUGCCACAGUGCUCUACUGCUGCCAGAGUGCUCUACUGCUGCCACAGUGCUCUACUGA
This is a messenger RNA of Oncorhynchus tshawytscha (Chinook salmon), 702 nucleotides long. Its product is annotated as keratin-associated protein 16-1-like. The record is from RefSeq and is a predicted model, not a curated record. Bases 1 to 702 code for a protein of 233 amino acids. Lineage: Eukaryota; Metazoa; Chordata; Actinopteri; Salmoniformes; Salmonidae. The transcript has a single exon.